AUGUUUACUUUACAAUGUCAAUCAGCUAGAGAUAUUCAAAAUCAUUCAUACUUUCCAGCUGAAGAUGAAGUACUACUAAUGGCUGCAACUCAAUUUAAAGUAAUGGACUGUCUUACUCAAGGUGAUCUUCAUAUUAUUCAAUUGGAAGAAACGAUUCCGCCAUUUCCACUCCUACAACCCGUGUCUAACGCUGUUUCGCCACCGAUCAAAUCCAUUCUAUCAAGUAAUAUUCCUGCUAAUUCCACGUGGGUACAGAACGGAGUGACUAUUGCUGGAGGUAACUGGGGUGAGGGUGCCACUAAUCAACUCAGCUUGCCUUAUGGUCUCUUCGUUGAUGAUGAUCAAACAGUGGUUAUUGCUGACUGGGAGAAUCAUCGCAUCACCCAAUGGAAGAAAGAUGAUAUCACGAAUGGACAAGUUGUUGCUGGUGGGAAAGGCAACGGAAAUGGAUUACUUCAAUUGAAAUAUCCAACAGAUGUAUUAAUUGACAAAGAGACGGAUAGUCUCAUUAUAUGUGAUGGAGGAAAUCGACGAGUUGUACGAUGGUCUCAUCGUAGUGAUACAACACAAGGUGAAAUACUCAUCGACAACAUCGAUUGUUUUGGAUUAGCAAUGGAUGAACAGAGAUAUCUCUAUGUUACUGACUACGUAAAACAUGAAGUAAGACGAUAUCAAUUGGGUGACAAGAAUGGCACUCUCGUAGCUGGUGGAAAUGGUGAAGGUAAUGGUCUUAAUCAACUCAACUGGCCGACAUAUCUCUUUGUCGAUCGACAGCAGACUGCCUACGUAUCAGACAGCAACAAUAACCGUGUGAUGAAAUGGAAUAAAGGUGCCGCAGAAGGCAUUGUGGUCGCUGGAGGACAAGGCCGAGGGAAUGCUCUGACACAAUUGUAUUAUCCUCAAGGAAUCUUCGUUGAUACGUUGGGUACAUUCUAUGUAGGAGAUUCAUGGAAUCAUCGUGUAAUGCGGUGGACUCAAGGAGACAAGAAACAAGGCGCUGUAAUUGUGGGUGGAAAUGGUCAAGGAUCAGGAGCAAAUCAGUUCAACAGCCCAUUUGGUUUGUCUUUCGAUCGACAUGGUAAUCUCUAUGUCGUCGAUAUGGGUAAUAAUCGUGUUCAACGAUUUUCUAUCGAAUAA
Molecule: messenger RNA, 1137 nt
Organism: Rotaria socialis
Lineage: Eukaryota; Metazoa; Rotifera; Eurotatoria; Philodinida; Philodinidae
Source: the annotation of a GenBank genome assembly